GGGCGUCUCCUCUCCUCCUCGUCCUGUUCCCUCCCCUCAUCUCCUCCGGUCCCCUCCCCUCUUUCCCUUCCCAUCCUAGCUCCCUCUCUCUUCCCCCCGGGGCGGGAGAAGCCCGUGUUUGGUUCUCAGAUCCUUUGGGAAGAGUCACAAAGCGUUUUCCUCAGAGAGGAGCGGAGUGGCCGAGAGCUCGGGAGUUAUCCGCAGGAAGCAAGCGCUGCUCGGGACGCCGCAGACCCCACGACACGUCCCGGAUCACUGGGCUGAGGGAGAACGAGAGAAAGCAAAGAGCGAAAAGAGGAAGAAAGAAGUGUCGGAUGAUGAUGACAUCUGAUCUGGGUGAUAGCUGAUCUCUCUUUUCUGUCUGACAGCCUCAACUGUGGAUCUCCAGGCGCGCCAGGAGUGACUUUUUAACACCUUUUCACACCGGCUCAGUCCACAUCCUGCGCGUCCUGCUGGCAAUUUAAAUCCGCUUUUUUAAAAGUGAUUGUGCAUUUUGGAUCCUACUAUUCCGGUAUGAUUGGUUUUAGCACACACUCAUCGGGACUAGAAUUAGAGGAAUAAACCAAAAAAAUCUCUGGCGCUUCGCACGCAGCAGCCGCAGCAAAGAGCGCACCCACGUUGCUCCUCUUGAAUCAGAGUGAAGGAUCUACAGGAGAACAAGUGCACAGCUCAGGCAAGGGGAGAGACCGAGAAACAGAAGGACAGGCAGAGAUAUACGGAGGUUUGUUAAUGUUUGGAAUCCAAGAGAGCAUCCAGAGAAGCGGCAGCAGCCUGAAGGAGGAGCCGCUGGGAGGCAUGAACACUGUCCGGAGCUGGAUGCAGGGGGGCGGCGUGCUGGACGCCAACACGGCCGCCCAAAGUGGAGUGGGUCUGGCCCGGGCUCACUUUGAGAAGCAGCCGCCCUCCAACCUGCGCAAGUCCAACUUCUUCCACUUCGUCCUGGCUCUGUACGACCGGCAGGGUCAGCCGGUGGAGAUCGAGAGGACUAACUUCGUGGACUUCAUCGAGAAGGAGAAGGAGACGAGCGGAGAGAAGACCAAUAACGGGAUUCAUUACCGGCUGCAGCUUCUUUACAGUAACGGCAUCAGAACAGAGCAGGACUUUUAUGUUCGACUCAUAGACUCCAUGACUAAACAGGCGAUUGUUUAUGAAGGCCAAGACAAGAACCCAGAGAUGUGCAGAGUGUUGCUGACACAUGAGAUCAUGUGCAGUCGGUGCUGUGACAAGAAGAGCUGCGGAAACCGUAAUGAGACACCCUCAGACCCUGUUAUCAUCGACAGAUUCUUCCUUAAGUUUUUCCUUAAGUGCAACCAGAACUGUCUAAAGAAUGCAGGAAACCCAAGAGACAUGAGGAGGUUCCAGGUGGUGGUAUCGACUACGGUGAGCGUGGAGGGACACGUUCUGUCCGUCUCCGACAACAUGUUCGUCCACAACAACUCCAAACAUGGCCGACGGGCCCGCAGGCUCGACCCGGUGGAAGGAACGCCGUCUUACCUAGAACACGGAGCAGCUCCCUGCAUUAAAGCCAUCAGUCCCAGCGAGGGGUGGACUACGGGGGGCGCUACAGUCAUCAUCAUAGGAGACAACUUCUUCGAUGGUCUCCAAGUCAUCUUUGGUACCAUGCUGGUUUGGAGCGAGCUGAUCACGCCGCAUGCCAUCCGGGUGCAGACGCCUCCCAGACACAUCCCCGGGGUCGUUGAGGUCACUCUUUCUUACAAGUCCAAACAGUUCUGCAAAGGCACACCAGGACGGUUCAUAUACACAGCACUGAAUGAGCCAACCAUUGACUACGGUUUCCAGAGGCUUCAGAAGGUCAUCCCUCGGCACCCUGGGGACCCCGAGAGGCUGCCAAAGGAGGUAAUUUUGAAGAGAGCAGCCGACCUGGUAGAAGCCCUCUAUGGUUUGCCCCAUAAUAACCAGGAAAUCAUCCUGAAGCGUGCAGCGGACAUUGCAGAAGCUCUCUACAGCGUUCCACGAGGACACACCCAGCUCUCCGGCUCCACCCACAGCGGCAUGAUGGGGGUCAACUCCUUCACCGGGCAGCUGUCCGUCAAUGUCUCCGAACCCACACAGGCCAAUCAGGGUUUUGUGCGCAGCAGCAGUAGUGUGUCACCUCAUGGUUACGUGCCCAGCUCAACGCCUCAGCAGACCAGUUACACCUCAGUUACCAGCACCAUGAACGGCUACGCUAACAACACUGGCAUGACCAACCUGGGAGGCUCGCCCACUUUCCUCAAUGGCUCUGCAGCCAACUCGCCUUAUGCUAUUGUUCCAUCCAGUCCCACUAUGGCCUCUUCCACCUCUCUCCCCUCCAACUGCUCCGCCUCUUCUGGUGUCUUCUCCUUCUCUCCGGCCAACAUGGUGUCGGCGGCCGUUAAGCAGAAGUCUGCCUUCGCUCCAGUGGUCAGGCCCUCUUCUUCCCCUCCGCCCUCCUGUACUAGUGCCAACGGCAACGGGCUCCAAGAUCAAACAUUUGUGGACUCUAGCAAGUACUCAACAGCCAGCUCUCUACAAGGCCUGGCCUUCACCUGAACAAUUCCGGGAAUGAUCGUCCCACCCAUGUAAAGGUGUGAGUGCAUGACUCUGUGUGUGUUAGUAUGUGUGUGUGUGUGUGUGUGUGUGUGUGUGUGUGUGUGUGUGUGUGUGUGUGUGUGUGUGUGUGUGCGAGAUGAAUCAAGCACACUCACACCGAUCCUGGCGGAGGAUUUUGGUGCGAGUCAGACUCCGGUCGGGGAUGGAAGCAGCUGUCCCGAUCUGAAGGAACAAACCCAACUCAGGCCCUUUCUAACACAAAAACAACUGCAAGAAAACAGACAAAAAACUAAAAAACAAAGACUGUUUGUGAGGAAAUAAGUUGUUUAGACUUUGUACACCUUGAUGCUUUUAUAGGAGAACGGCCACGCCUACAUUAUGACUCUCCACGGACACAGGAAGUGUAUUUAUUUUGGAGAGAAUCCACUUUUUCCCUUGAGUGAUUGUUGAUUUGUUUUUUCUUUUGUGCAACAGUUAACGUGUGAUAAUCAUCUUCUAAUUUUAUCUCACAUGAGGGAUUUUCUAUUUAUGAAGUUUGAUCAUUAAUGAAGGAAUAUAAUGUGAAGAAUACCUGACGAUGAUGAUGGUGACGAUGAGUAAAAGCGAUGACGAUUAAGAAGAGGCAGUAGGAUUCGUACAGGGUCAAAUCCAGCCGACACAGACAAGCCAAACCAGACGCACACACAAACACUUUCACUUCUCCUUGCCAAAUCGACACAGCUCUCUUUCAGCUCAAACACUCAUCUUCCUCUGCAUUUAAUCGAUCUGUCGAAGAAUUCAGAUGCUUUCCCGCCUGCGAAUGAUGCUGCAGCUUUAGCCAUUUUGAAAAUAAGUAAUGUUUACUUUGAGCUCACUUCAAAUGCAUCUGCAUGCUGCUCCAGUGUGCUACAUUUUCUAGAAAGAGAAAAUCUGUCUUUCAGCCAACAGAAGGUGUAGAGAGUCUUUGGACAAGCAAAAUAAACCUGUUUCCACCGUGCAAAAUUCAGCAGAGAAAUUAGACUUGCUGCAGUGCUAAUUCAAAAUAGAUUUGAUGAGCUAACUGUAAAGUAAAAAAAAAAAAAAAAAGGCCAUAAAUAAGUUCAGCUUCUUUACCACAGAGGAGUGUGUGAUUACUGGGUGCCAACAGCAGCUUCACUGUUGAGGAUUUGACCCAACAACUCUGCCACCGAGUCCAUCCAUCAGCCCUUUUACCACAUGAUCAGUUAGAAAGUUGGACACAGCUACAGCAAUCUCUAUAAGAGGGGGGACAUGUCUUAACGACUGCUGCCAUUUUGACUUUGAUUUUGCGUGAGAGUUCCCAUCUCAAAUUGUUGUCUUAAUACAUAAAUCAUUAUUUCUGUUUUGUUUUUUCUUUUGGUUUGCUGUGUUGUUGAUAUUUUUACUGUGAUUAGCCGGCCAAUCAGAUUGUGUUUCUUUUUGUUCCCUGCCCACUUAUCUGAUGUGAUUGACAGCUUGAGUGAGGCAAUUAUCCAAUGGUGUGUCUUAAAAUUCUGCGCUGCAAAGAAUGCCAAGUCAUUAAACCGUCAGCAACAGUAAGUCUUAUUUUGUGAAAACAUCUGCCACUGAGGUACACUUUUUUUCAAAUCUACCCUUAAGUUCAGCCCAUUUUUUUAUAUAUAUUGCAGCUGUAUUUUAAAUUAUAUAAUUUAAGCAUGCUUGCAUCCCAUUUUGCACUUGUUUUCUUAAGAGGAAAAGAUGAACUUUCCAUGUCCUGUAAAAGACAUUUUUUGCAGUGCAGGACAAUUAGCCAGCGACAUGUCUUAAAUGCCCCUGUGUGCAAGAAUGAGAAAAGUAGCUGAUAGUUUGUUGUGAAAGUCACUGCUCCUUCAGCCCUGCAGUCUGUAUGUGUGUGUGUGUGUGUGUGUGUGUGUGUGUGUGUGUGUGUGUGUGUGUGUGUGUGUGUGUGUGUGUGUGUGUGUGUGUGUGUGUGUGUGGUUCAACAGUCUUAAUUCAUUUAUGAUGACGUUAAUUUUGCCAAAGCCCUUAUUUGAGACAUUAAUGCCUGAACAGUCUUACGCCACAGUUUCUAUGCUACUUGUGUUUUCUUGUCACACACGUGUGAGAAUGCCAUACAAUGUACACCUGUCAGACCUGCUCUAGGUAGUGUUCACAAAUUCAUCUUUAUUGUUUCAGGUUGAUGACAUUUGCCACAAAUAUACAUUUUAAAGUGAAUCUGGAUUCUUAACUGGACAGAAAUCAAUGUGCUGUUACAGUGAAUUCCUCCCAUUUGAGCAAAUCAUUUGUAACUCGUGCCUGUAGAGAUCUAGACCUCCAGCUGCCUGGAUGUUGGUGCUCAAUAAAAACGGAAAGGAAAUACAUCAACAUUUCAAAUGAAAAUAAGUGAGUGAAAGCUACCUCCUCAGCCAGAAGACUAAAGGUCCGUCAUUAAAGCAGUAAUCUAAAAUUGGGAUGAACAAUUAUGGACAUUAUCAAGAAUUUGAUUCAGGUGUCCUCAUUUGCUCUGUGUCUCAUGUGUAAGGAUUUGAAUGUUAUCAAGACAUCUAUUUUGUUUUUGUAUUAUAGUGUCUGUUCAUUAAAAGCCAUACUUCCACUGCUAAUUUCAAUCAAACUAAAAUAAGCCAUGGUGUAUUUCAUCAUUUGUAAGUUAAGGAAGCAGGAGGAUGUUUUUUUUUUUUUUUUUUUUUCAUAUUUCAUUUUGUCACAAUGUUGUUCGUAUCAUUGUUGUUAAAUAAUUUUGUUGCAUUAUCUAGAUGUAGAGUACAUUACAAUUAUCUGUGUUUGUCUUCCAUGUGAUGGAUUUUAAGAUGGAACAGAGUUGCUUAAUGAAGGCUAAAGGGAUGUUAGAAAAAUCUCUUUUCCUCUCUCCUUCCUCCUGCAGCCACUUCUCCUGCCUCAGUCAGGUUUUCUGUCCUCUCUCUCAUUCCCCUCCCCCCACCUUGUUUUGAUUGUGCUUUUAAUAUUCUGUAUGUUUGCCCCCUUUUUUUUUUUCUUUCCCUCACUUUUUCUUUUUUUUUUAAAUGAGCCACCUAUUUAUUUUAUCUCAAACAUGGGUCUGGAGACCACUCUGCUGUUAGUGUCUACAUGUGAGAGUGCCUGCGAGUGUGUGUGUAAAAGAAAAAUGUGAUGUUUUAAAGCUAAGGGAAGUUUUUUUUAUAGUACAUAUAUAAAUACCUGUACAGGAAGGAGUAAAUAGAGGGUUUGGUUAAAAGAAGUAUGAUCCGAAGCACUCGUCCAACAACAGUAAUAACAUUUAUCAUGGCUUGUCUGCGUUCAGGCUUACAGUGGUGGUCAUCAUUCAUACACAUUAUCAGCAGUGUGGAGGGGAAAGAGUACAGAGGAAACUACUGUAAAGAUGAUAAUGUUCAUUUUUUUUAUUUUAAACUUUGAAGUGUAAAAUAACUUUUUGACUCUCACUAUAUUUAAUUAAAGUUCUCUCUUCUCUGUGAAAA
Molecule: messenger RNA, 5942 nt
Organism: Dicentrarchus labrax (European seabass)
Lineage: Eukaryota; Metazoa; Chordata; Actinopteri; Moronidae
Product: transcription factor COE1-A
Exons: 17
Coding region: 730-2532 (600 amino acids)
Biological process (GO): regulation of transcription by RNA polymerase II
Molecular function (GO): RNA polymerase II cis-regulatory region sequence-specific DNA binding; DNA-binding transcription factor activity, RNA polymerase II-specific
Source: RefSeq, a predicted model, not a curated record